Molecule: messenger RNA, 3730 nt
Organism: Aplysia californica (California sea hare)
Lineage: Eukaryota; Metazoa; Mollusca; Gastropoda; Aplysiida; Aplysiidae
Product: protein XRP2
Exons: 9
Coding region: 293-1402 (369 amino acids)
Biological process (GO): post-Golgi vesicle-mediated transport
Cellular component (GO): periciliary membrane compartment; cilium
Molecular function (GO): GTPase activator activity
Source: RefSeq, a predicted model, not a curated record
AAGCAAAGACAUUACUAUGACCCAUCUGAAGAGGUCGGAUUUGUAAAGCAAAGACAUUACUAUGACCCAUCUGAAGAGGUCGGAUUUGUAUUGGACGAUGCUUGUUGUACAGAGGUCGGAUUUGUAGAGGUCGGAUUCCCGAAGUAAAUACCUUGCUGUGACCAGUGAGUGGAAGUGACAUCUGUAAAGGAUAUACCACAUGACAGUGACGUGUCAGUGACAAUGGCAUGACAUACGACAUGACGUAACAUGGCAAUGACUGACAGUGAUAUGGCAACAUCAUGACUAUGACAUGACAAUGACCAAUCGGAAGAGGUCAUCCUCCAACGGACGCCUGCACAUGCGCAGAACGACCAGGGGCCAGACUCCCGAGUUUUCGUGUUUCCCAGGAUGCAUCUUCUUCUCCACGGCUGCGGACUCUCGCAGGGACAAACGAGACAAGCUGAAUGUUGAGGAUUUCAUCAUUGAUGGCAAGAAAGGAGAGACGGUGGUCAAACAUGCGGGAUCGGUGAACGGUGAACAGAUUGUGGUUCAGAACUGUGAGGACUGCAACAUCUAUGUGUUUGACCACAUAGCUACGGUCAGUGUGGACGACUGCGUCAACUGUAACAUUUUCCUCGGCCCGAUAAAGUCCAGUGUUUUUGUCCGCGACUGCAAGCAGUGUAGACUAGUGGUGGCGUGCCAGCAGUUUAGGACGCGCGACUGUUUUCAGAUCGACACGUUCCUGUUGUGUGGGACGCAGCCAAUCAUAGAGUCCUCCAGCAGGAUGAAGUUUGCCUGUUACAGAUACGCUUACGAACAACUAGACAGUCAGUUCAAGAAGGCGGGUCUGAGCGUGUACAACAACAACUGGUCCAACAUCCACGACUUCACACCGGUCCCGGGGGAGGACGCAAACUUCUCCUUCCUCCCGCUGGAUGCCAAGGUGGAAGACUUUGUGCCGGUCCCCCAAGGUGAGGAGUUGGAGACCAUGAAGAUCUCCGUGAGUGAGGAGCUCAGCUUUGUGCCGCAGACCUGGGGCAAGAGGAGAAAACCCAGCCACGAGUCAUGUCUGGUUGUGUUUUUCAACGACGGAGGUUCAUCAGACCGAGCAGCCAAGUUCCUACACAUGAUGCGUUCACAGCAUCCCCAGUGUGUCUUGAUUCAGUCCAAAGAGGUGUCGAUGGAGCCCGACAACUCACGGCGGGUCUUCGCCUCCGACUCGUAUGCGAACGCCGUCCUUCAAGGUCCAGUGAUUGGCCUUGAGAUGAACGGGGAGGGCAGCGUCGCGAUCUGCCAGGCGGUGGUCCUAGAUCUGAUGAAGGGAACCACGGGACUCGUCUUCUCCAGCCAGUCCCCGCAGUCGGCCGAGGAGCAGAUCGAAGCUUUCUACAACUUUGCUGACAUGCAGAUGGGAAUCUAGGCUCCUCCGCUGGAGGGAAAAGAUUUUAUACAAUGGACAAAUGAAAACAACAACAACCACAACAACUACAAUCACAACAACAACAACCGCAACGACAACAACCGCAACAACGACAACAACAACAACAGAGCUCUUUAUCCAUGUACGGGAUUGUGCAACACAGGUGUUGUUGACAGUUGACUGUUGGUGGAGUGGUUGUUGACAGUUGACUGUUGGUGGAGUGGUUGUUGACAGUUGACUGUUGGUUGAGGUUGUUGGAAGAGAAAAGAGAAAGAAAAUAUGGUGGCCUGAGUAGCCUACAAGAACCCUGUAACCCACACUCUGUCAAAAAACCACCUUUUUUGCUUUUUACUUCUAAAUGUAACGUUGCGGAUUUUAUGUCAAAUUGUUUGACAUGCAGCUUAAUAAGCAUCGCCAGUUCAACAUUCCGACUUUAAAUUUUACCGAACUUUGUUAGAUGAAUUGACAACGUUUUUUCCUUCUCCGGUAAAAUUUGGUUUUUGUGGGAUACAGGCUUGUGGUACCCGGGCGAUGAGAUGGUGUUUAUGUUUGCCACGUUUGUCGGACAUCAUCAGCUGUUGUGUCAUGUUGGUGAGUGUCUCGUCUCCACUGUCGGACAUCAUCAGCUGUUGUGUCAUGUUGGUGAGUGUCUCGUCUCCACUGUCAGACAUCAUCAGCUGUUAUAUCUUACUGGUGAGUGUCUCGUCUCCACUGUCAGACAUCAUCAGCUGUUAUAUCUUACUGGUGAGUGUCUCGUCUCCACUGUCAGACAUCAUCAGCUGUUAUAUCUUACUGGUGAGUUUGUCGUCUCCACUGUCAGACAUCAUCAGCUGUUAUAUCUUACUGGUGAGUGUCUCAUCUCCACUGUCAGACAUCAUCAGCUGUUAUAUCUUACUGGUGAGUGUCUCGUCUCCACUGUCAGACAUCAUCAGCUGUUAUAUCUUACUGGUGAGUGUCUCGUCUCCACUGUCAGACAUCAUCAGCUGUUUUGUCUUGUUGGUGAGUUUGUCGUCUCCACUGUCAGACAUCAUCAGCUGUUAUAUCUUACUGGUGAGUGUCUCGUCUCCACUGUCAGACAUCAUCAGCUGUUAUAUCUUACUGGUGAGUGUCUCGUCUCCACUGUCAGACAUCAUCAGCUGUUAUAUCUUACUGGUGAGUGUCUCGUCUCCACUGUCAGACAUCAUCAGCUGUUUUGUCUUGUUGGUGAGUGUCUCGUCUCCACUGUCAGACAUCAUCAGCUGUUAUAUCUUACUGGUGAGUGUCUUGUUGGUGAGUUUGUCGUCUCCACUGUCAGACAUCAUCAGCUGUUAUAUCUUACUGGUGAGUGUCUUGUUGGUGAGUUUGUCGUCUCCACUGUCAGACAUCAUCAGCUGUUAUAUCUUACUGGUGAGUGUCUUGUUGGUGAGUUUGUCGUCUCCACUGUCAGACAUCAUCAGCUGUUUUGCCUUGUUGGUGAGUUUGUCGUCUCCACUGUCAGACAUCAUCAGCUGUUUUGUCUUGUUGGUGAGUGUCUCGUCUCCACUGUCAGACAUCAUCAGCUGUUAUAUCUUACUGGUGAGUGUCUUGUUGGUGAGUUUGUCGUCUCCACUGUCAGACAUCAUCAGCUGUUAUAUCUUACUGGUGAGUGUCUUGUUGGUGAGUUUGUCGUCUCCACUGUCAGACAUCAUCAGCUGUUUUGUCUUGUUGGUGAGUUUGUCGUCUCCACUGUCAGACAUCAUCAGCUGUUAUAUCUUACUGGUGAGUGUCUUGUUGGUGAGUGUCUUGUUGGUGAGUUUGUCGUCUCCACUGUCAGACAUCAUCAGCUGUUAUAUCUUACUGGUGAGUGUCUUGUUGGUGAGUGUCUUGUUGGUGAGUUUGUCGUCUCCACUGUCAGACAUCAUCAGCUGUUAUAUCUUACUGGUGAGUGUCUUGUUGGUGAGUGUCUUGUUGGUGAGUUUGUCAUCUCCACUGUCAGAACAGAGGGCCAUCAGGCGGGGCAGAAAACAGCUGAGAUCUUUCCGGGAUAUUGCACGGACUUGGUUAGAGUCUAGAUCUAUUUUAAAUGAGCAAGGAGCAUUUUUUUGAAAGAUUGUCGAUGGCUACUAGUGUGGAUGAGUCUGCCUUUGGAACAAAGUUUUUCAUUGUUUGUUCUGUUGUUGUGGUGUUGGGGAAGCGGGGGUUGAGUGUGAGUUGUUGUGUUGUUGAGUGUGAGUUGUUGUGUUGUUGAGUGUGAGUUGUUGUGUGUUAUUUAGGGCUGAAUGAAUUAAUUAUGCUGUAAAAGAUUUCGUGAUGGGUGGAACUUUUGUGAGUAUUGUGUUACGACUUUCGUGUGGUGUGUAAACUGUUUCG